Molecule: messenger RNA, 1206 nt
Organism: Megalopta genalis
Lineage: Eukaryota; Metazoa; Arthropoda; Insecta; Hymenoptera; Halictidae
Product: putative gustatory receptor 28a
Biological process (GO): sensory perception of taste; chemosensory behavior; male courtship behavior
Cellular component (GO): membrane; dendrite; neuronal cell body
Source: RefSeq, a predicted model, not a curated record
AUGUUAGACAUGGCACACCCGUCCGGAUGGGCUUAUUGGAUGAUGCUAUCGUUUCACGUGUCAUUCAAGGCGAUGGGUCUGGCGACGGUCUCCCUACGCGGCGGCAACCAGAAGAACAAUCGAACGAUAUUCUUCGUUAGGACCAAAUUCGGGAUCUUCUACAACGUGUUCCUCAGCUGCAUGGUCGCUGCGUCAACCUACGUCACUCUGCCGAAUCUCUACAACAUCGACUACGUCUUCAGAACCCCGACCUCGUCGAUCAUAGAGAUGAUCCAGGCGACGUUCGCGGUCGUGAUGAUAUGUACGACCCUGUUGUGUUACGCCAUCAAGGGGUCCAACCUCGAGAGGAUCUGGAAUUACCUGAUCCAGGCCGAGGAGGAGUUUCGCUCUCUGAAAGUGUCCGCCAGCAUCAAGCACUCCUUCCGCAACUUGUUGAUCGUCUUCGUACUUAUUAUCACCAUGUGCAUCGUCGUCCUGAUGCUGGAGUACUUCGCUUAUCACAACGGUCCUCUCGUCUGGGCAGCGAACAUCAUGCCCGGAUUCUUCGCCGCUUGCCUCUUGUAUCAAUACUUCUUGGUGGUCAGCCUGAUGACCGUGAAUUUCAACCGUGUCAAUCGUGCCAUUCGGAGUUUGAGCAGCGAUCUCUCCGACGAUUUCCCGAAAUCCGGGAUUUGCUGCAGACGGAUCUUACCGAAGUAUACCAUCGUCCAGGGCAUUCGCCACCUAAGAAACAUCCACGACAACCUUUGCGACAUUUGCGACGUGAUCUCGGAGUUCUACUCGUUCCCCAUCCUGUUCGUCGUCAUCUUCACCUUUCAUUCGCUUCUGUUCAACUCUUACUACCUUUUCCAGCCACUCGUCCUUUACAAUCGGGGCUUGGACAUCGCGCCGUUCAUCGACACCGUCCUAUUGAUCGCUUUUCCAAUGUAUCCUUUCGGCUUGCUCGCCGCCAAGACCACCGAUGUUCUGAACGAGAUCGGGAGGACAGCGAUCGUCGUGCACUCGUUCCUGAAGAAUGCGACUGAUCAAGAGACGAGGUCCGAGCUGAAGCAGUUCUCGCUGCAGCUGUUGAAUCGACAAAUUAAGUUUACCGCCUGCGGAUACUUCAACAUGGACAACUCUCUGUUCCAAUCGGUGAGCAAACGCGAUCGAUCGACCGAUGAAUACAAAUUCAUCUGCUUGCUCGUGUUCGUUUCUCGUCUUUAG